Messenger RNA from Bombina bombina (fire-bellied toad), 2391 nucleotides. It is a transcript of the gene TBC1D22B, whose product is annotated as TBC1 domain family member 22B. The coding region runs from base 27 to 1676 and encodes 549 amino acids. The record is from RefSeq and is a predicted model, not a curated record. NCBI's taxonomy places the organism in Eukaryota, Metazoa, Chordata, Amphibia, Anura, Bombinatoridae. Gene Ontology annotation, molecular function: GTPase activator activity. The transcript has 13 exons. Gene Ontology annotation, biological process: activation of GTPase activity.
UUCAUUGGCUUUCCCCAUACAGACUGAUGAAUGCAACCAAUCAUCUAGUGCCGUUCACCCGGCACCGUGAUGGUGGAAGUGGAGCCUUGGAGUGGGUGAGAAAACUCGAGACAGAGGCAUCCAAGGCUGACAGGAUGUCCGAUAAUAGUCGGCCAUUCUGGAAAAAGAGUACAAAAUUACCGGGCAGUAUACAGCCUGUGUAUGGUGCCCAGCAUCCUCCUCUUGAUCACCGGCUUAAUAAGAGUUUUUUAUCUGAUCGCACAAGGGGACACCCACUUCAUCAUAAGAACAGAAAGGCCUCCAGUUUCCAUGAGUUUGCAAAGAACACAAGUGAUGCAUGGGAUAUUGAAGACGAUGGAGAAGAGGUUCAACACACUCCGACAUAUCAACCCCUCAACUCCAAGGUGGCACAAGUGACCGCUGCACAGGUCAUAGAAAGUCAUUUAAAAUUGCAAGAAGAGGCUCCUUUUCAGACUGCUGUGAUAAAAUCAAUGAGUGAAGACCAUCUGCAUAGGACAACCACAGGUGUGCUUACACCAUCAAUUUAUUCUAAGGGCUCGAUGAUUGAAAGCUCUCUGGAUGAUUCUUCUAACAGAAACCCUCUACAGAAGCAGCAGUCCCUCCCACUCCGCCCUAUCAUCCCACUUGUGGCCAGAAUAUCUGACCAGAAUGCAUCUGGAGCACCCCCUAUGACAGUGAGGGAAAAAAGUCGUCUUGAGAAAUUCAAGCAGCUGCUUUCUUCUCCUAGCACUGACUUGGAUGAGCUGAGAAAGUGCAGUUGGCCAGGGAUUCCUCGAGAAAUACGCCCCAUUACCUGGAGACUUCUCUCGGGCUAUCUACCAGCCAACAACGAGCGGCGCAUGCUGACUCUUCAGCGUAAGCGGGAGGAGUAUUUCGGCUUCAUAGAACAGUAUUAUGACUCCCGUAACGAGGAGCAUCACCAGGAUACAUACAGACAGAUUCAUAUUGAUAUUCCAAGGACCAACCCCUUAAUCCCACUAUUUCAGCAGCCUCUUGUUCAAGAGAUCUUCGAGAGGAUUCUGUUUAUUUGGGCAAUACGGCACCCUGCAAGUGGAUACGUGCAAGGAAUAAAUGAUCUGGUGACACCAUUCUUUGUCGUAUUCCUGAACGAACACGUGGACGAGGAUGUGGAGAACUUUGACGUAGGAAGCCUCUCCCAGGAUACACUGCGGAACAUUGAAGCCGAUAGUUUCUGGUCCAUGAGCAAACUGCUGGAUGGCAUCCAGGAUAACUACACUUUUGCUCAGCCUGGAAUCCAAAAGAAAGUGAAGGCUCUGGAGGAGCUUGUGAGUCGCAUUGAUGAGCAGAUCCACAAUCACUUUCGGAAAUAUGAAGUCGAGUACCUGCAAUUUGCAUUCCGAUGGAUGAACAACCUGCUAAUGCGGGAACUUCCUUUACGCUGCACUAUUCGGUUGUGGGAUACUUACCAGGCGGAACCUGAAGGGUUUUCACACUUCCACUUGUAUGUUUGCGCUGCUUUUCUGAUCAAAUGGCGCAAAGAAAUCUUGGAUGAAGAGGAUUUCCAGGGACUUCUUAUGUUGCUACAGAACCUACCAACGAUACACUGGGGAAAUGAAGAAAUUGGCCUUCUUCUGGCAGAAGCUUACAGACUAAAAUAUAUGUUUGCAGACGCUCCCAACCAUUACCGCCGGUAAAAACCUGCCACUGUGGUUAAAGCACUCCAGAUAAUUUCUUCUCCUUAAAUCUUCUCUCUGAGGGACAAUAACCAUGCACUCCGUGACAUUGUCAAAAACAUAGCAGAGACUUGCAUGGUCUGCAUUUUUUUUUAAGUCAACUCCAUAACACACUCCAUAAAUUUGAGGUGUCGCUUUGGUUAUUUUGUUUUUUUCAGCGGUAUAUAAAAAUAGCACAUGGCGCCUUUGUACGUGUGCAAUAUGAGCCCCUCUCCUCAUUCAAAGACUAAUAUUCACCGUUGCCAUCAAAGUCGGUACCUUCUGGCCCUUACAGGAUUUAUGUGUAUAUUUAUGUAUCUUUAUAUGUAUAUGGAUAAAGGUGUACAUUAUUGGGAUUUAAAUGUUUGUAAAGAUGUGCCUCUAUUUAUCUUGCAGACCAAUUCAUUUCUUAGCACUUCAUGCCAUAUUUGUUUUCAAGUGGAAGAAAAUCAAGAUCUCGGUCACUUUGAUUACACGUAUGAGUAAAUAUUAAUGAAAAUCAUGUUUUAUGUGAGAGUCUGAACUGGAUAAUUAACGUGUGUAUAUUAUGAUAACUGAAUUUGAGAUUGAAUUUUAAGAUAUAAUUACUGUCAGAAUGGCCUUCACUGCAUUGAUGCUAACAAUGAAGUGGCCAACAGCCUUUCUUUAUUUUCCAGAUUAAAUGUAAAUAAAAAGGCCACAAAAAGGUGACAUUUAA